CCGUCUUCGAAUGCCGUGCGCGAGACGACGAAGUUUGUGACCUCGAUCACCGAAUACAUCAUGGGGAAACACUUCAAGGCAAGUGAACGAUUGACGGACUUUGUGUUGUACGGAUUAAUUUAAUUCUUGGUGUUUGUCAUGUCAUUCCACAUUCAGAAAGCCUACAUGACAAUGUUCCAGGAGCGAUUACAGGCUGUCACCAGGAAGGGUGCACCGGGCCAUGACCUGGUCAACAUUCUCAACAACGACGUCCGCGAGGAUCGAUUCCGCCUUCGGAACGGCACAAUUUCAAUUGAAACGGUGGACGCGCCUACCUGAGAGGGGCAAGAACGUCUCGUCUGUGUGUGUGUGUGUGUUUUGUGCGCGUAUGUGUGUGUGUGUGUGUGUGUGGCUCCAGGUGGUGACGGAGUAUGGUGAUCUUCCCAAAGUCAUGAAGAGGGAGCUUCGGUUGUCAAGGAAGGAAUCAAAAGCGCUGAUCAGGUGACCAGGUGAAGGCAUGAGGUACACGACUGGCAUCAAGCAUCGAUCAUUGUUGUGGCUGUAGGGGAGGUCUCUCCGCCAUGGGAGUGAGACAUGAAAGCUGUGCAUGUGAAAUUUAUACUAUGAGUGUUGGGACUCGUGUGUGGACAGGACUACGACUACUUCAUCGCAAACCAACCACAAGACACCACAGACGUGGUCGGUGUGGAUGAGGAAAACACAAACACGCCAAAAACGCUAAAGAAAAAGUUGGGCAAUGAGAUGUAUCAGACAUCGGACAGAUGUGGGUGUGUAGAUGGUUUUCGGCCACACGCACGUUGCCAAGCUCCAACGACAGCAGCCUAGCUUGGACAACUGGCUCAUCUACGCGAAUUCAGGCGGUACGGAUGCACACAAUGAGAUUUAGACAGAAAGAAUCAGAAGAGACGACCGGCAUGUGUCUGCCAGGCUGGGUCGACCCGAUCGAUAUCGACAAGGUCUUCGUCGACAUCAGGUGACGUAGGGAAAAGAAACGCGGAGAAGGAGAGGAGGAGAAGAAGGAGCAUUUCUCCCUCUUCCUCAAUGUGUGUGUGUCUCUCUGUUUGUCUCUUCGUGUCAACUCUUCAUCUGAUCUGCAGCAUGAUCGAUCUGCCCCUGCACGACAAAUUCUUCCAAGACACCUUUCCCAAUCUCCGCACCGACCGCGCAUGCAAGAGUGGCGUGCCCAAGCUCCAGCCCCAGCCUGACACAACACGAGUGGAGGGGCUGGACCUCCCAGAUGGAGGCGUGACGCAGACGAUGCGCGAUUUGGUGAGAAACUACGGCCUCACCCACACACACGCCGGCCCCGCCCGCGGGCUAGCAGCAGCAGCAGGAGCAGCAGCAUCACUGGCAGCCCGGCUCUUUCUUACCGCAGCGGACACCAAAGAGAGAGAGACACUGAUCAAGCGGGUUGAGGAGACCCUGGAUGCCAUCCAUACGGCUGCAGGCGGCCUGAGUGAGGGUGAGGCGUAUGUGGUCCGGCGAGAAGAAGAAGUGGAGGGGUUGGGGGAGGAGGACUGAGCCUAUGGGGCACUAUCCCGACGUGCGAGUGAGUGGGCGACAGAGCAGGAAGAAUAUGAAUGUGAGUGAAUGGAUGCGAGCGCCGUGAGACACGCAGGCAGACAGGCACAGACUGGAUGAGUGCGAGACAUUCCACAUCAUUUCCUUGAGAGGUAUGCGUGUCUGUCUGUCUCCCUAUCUAUUGACAAACAAACCAACGAAGUACCCGG
Messenger RNA from Vitrella brassicaformis, 1730 nucleotides. NCBI's taxonomy places the organism in Eukaryota, Vitrellaceae. The record is from the annotation of a GenBank genome assembly.